AUGACGUUCCUGCAGCUGAUGCGUUCCCCUCACCUCUCCUUCAUCCAGACUGUUGUGUCCCUCUUCCUCGGCGGCGUGGCGCUCAUGUCUUCAUACUGGUGCGUUGGUAAACAGAAGGUGCCAAAGCCGCUCUGCUCUCCCAUCAAGCACAGCAACUGCAUCCCCGUCCCCGGCCUCUCCAACUCCAGCAUCCAGUUCUCCUGGGAGACCGGGGACGACCGCUUCGUCUUCCCCACCUUUCACACCGGCCUGUUCAUCACCUGUGAGGAGAACAUCUACACGGACAAAUGGGCGAUGAUGUGGCUGUCGCUGUCCAUGGAGCUCAUGUACGUGGGUCUGCUGGUGGUCAGCUGCAUUCUGCUGUCUGUGCAGUUGUGUAUCAGGGCCUGGUGUCCCUCCACGCAGCGCUGGGGUCAGCUGCUCAACGCCUUUGCUGCUGUCUUCACCGUCCUAGGAGGUCUGGUUGGGAUGGUGGGUCACAUGAUGUACAUGCAGGUGUUUCAGACCACAGCUUCAAUGGGACCAGAGGACUUUAAACCUCACAGCUAUGGCUACUCCUGGGCUUUCUAUGUUGCCUGGCUCGCCUUCACCGUCUGCAUGUCCGCCGGCGUCUCCACACUCAACAACUACACCAAGAAGGUGCUGAUGGUGGGACCCCGACAUUACUCCAGCCUCAACCCCUGCAGCUUCAACUUCGUUGGGCUCCUUCCUCCUUAUUACACCCCUGCCAACCCGGACAAUGCCAUCUCACACUUGUCUCCUUACUACGCCCCCCCUGCCUCAGCGAUACCUCCCCCUCCUCCGAGGCUCACACACUCUGACUCCUUCCCUCCCCCUCUCUCUCAUCCUGCGCCUGCCUCACCGUACCACCGCCUCUCCCUCCCCUCUCCUUCGCUCAGACCUGCCGUGUCCAUCGUGUCGCUGCCGGGACACCAGGAGGAGCGCUACGAGCCGGAGGACGACUUCAGCCCGCUCUGA
This is a messenger RNA of Cheilinus undulatus (humphead wrasse), 978 nucleotides long. RefSeq names its product germ cell-specific gene 1-like protein. The transcript is spliced from 4 exons. Bases 1 to 978 code for a protein of 325 amino acids. Lineage: Eukaryota; Metazoa; Chordata; Actinopteri; Labriformes; Labridae. Gene Ontology annotation, cellular component: plasma membrane. The record is from RefSeq and is a predicted model, not a curated record.